This is a messenger RNA of Trypanosoma rangeli, 438 nucleotides long. RefSeq names its product trans-sialidase. Lineage: Eukaryota; Euglenozoa; Kinetoplastea; Trypanosomatida; Trypanosomatidae. The record is from RefSeq and is a predicted model, not a curated record. Bases 1 to 438 code for a protein of 145 amino acids. The transcript has a single exon.
AUGCCCAAGAUGUCCUGGCACAUGUUUUUGUAUUCGCUGCUGCUCCUUCUCUGCGUGCUGUUGGUGUGCUGCGGCGGUACGGCUGUGCACGCCGAGGAGGGAAAUACGCCAAAGGAAGCGCAAACACCAGAGGUUGUUGAUCUUUUCGUGCUGCACCGAACGAUUGUGGAAACACAAGGCCAAAGUCAAACGAGGGAAUCUUUUCUCUUCCCUUCCCUCGCCAAUGUUCGCGGAGUUUUGGUUACGCUGCCAAGAGCCGGGCCAGGCCCGUAUACCCCGAUAAGGGAAUUACUACUGUGGUUUAUGCUGAUAUUGUGGCGGGGUACGUUGACCCUGCGGAGAGCUGGUCGUCUUUUGUCGCUAAGGUCCGUGCAAACAAAUGGAAGGCGUACAACAUCUUUAACACGACCACGCAGGAGGAGCAUAACGACCGUGUGA